This is a messenger RNA of Coregonus clupeaformis (lake whitefish), 472 nucleotides long. It is a transcript of the gene mkrn2, whose product is annotated as makorin, ring finger protein, 2. The transcript has 4 exons. The annotation marks the transcript as partial. The record is from RefSeq and is a predicted model, not a curated record. NCBI's taxonomy places the organism in Eukaryota, Metazoa, Chordata, Actinopteri, Salmoniformes, Salmonidae. Gene Ontology annotation, molecular function: metal ion binding; ubiquitin protein ligase activity. Gene Ontology annotation, biological process: protein polyubiquitination.
CACUCAAACGUGACAACGGGAACAUAAAUACCGUUGCCCCAAUAUUAUUGAGGAUAAAACAUGAACACGAAGCAAGUCACCUGCAGGUAUUUUCUCCAUGGUGUUUGCCGAGAAGGGAUUAGGUGCAUGUUCUCUCAUGACCUGACCACCAGUAAACCUUCAACCAUCUGUAAGUUCUACCAGAGAGGUGUGUGCGCCUACGGAGACCGCUGCAGGUAUGACCACAUCAAGCCGGCUGGUGGUGGUGGAGGAGGGAGAGGUGUGCCCAUGGACCUCCCUAACAGAAACCCCAUCACUGCUGGGGCCUUCAUCCCCCCUGGUGUCGCUGUCCCUGGCUCUCCAGGCCCCUCCGCACCCCCACCCAGGCACAAUGGAGGGAAGAAACCCCUGGUGCUGAGAGAUAGAGCCUUGGGCUAUGACAGCAGAAUGAUGCCCUAUGGUGGAGAUGGCUCAGAGGUGACCGAGGCUGAGU